AUGUUUGGAGUGCCCAAUCGGAUCAUCACAUAUCUGGGCACCUCCUUCACCGGAUCUGAAUUCUGGGACUUCUGCCAGGAAAGCUGCAUCAAUGUGUACUACACCUCCGUGGCUCACCCCAGGUGCAACGGCCAGGUAGAACGCGCUAAUGGCUUGAUCCUUCAGGGGCUCAAAGCCAGGAUUUUCGACCCGAUCGAAAACUAUGGCUCCAAGUGGAUCCAGGAACUACCCAGAGUAGUAUGGGGGAUGCGCACGCAGAGAAGCCAGGCCACCGGUUACUCCCCCUUCUUCAUGGUCUACGGUUCUGAGGCUAUCCUCCCGACGGAUAUUGCCUUCGGUGCUCCGCAUACCCAGAACUAUGACGAAGGCGAGGCCGAAACAACUCGGCGAACAGACCUCAACUCGGCCGGGGAGCACCGUCUGACGGCAGCCCUCCAGUACGCCUGGUACGAGCAGCAGUUACGCCGUUAUCAUGACAAAAACGUCCAACAGCGCGACUUCAACGUUGGCGACCUGGUCAGCGGGGUUAGCGAUUUCUUCGGAAGCGUGCUCGACUGCGUCCUCCUGCUGUUCUCCUACUUGCAGCUCCUGGACCGGCUCAGCAACUAG
This is a messenger RNA of Panicum virgatum (switchgrass), 609 nucleotides long. RefSeq lists its product as uncharacterized. Gene Ontology annotation, molecular function: nucleic acid binding. Lineage: Eukaryota; Viridiplantae; Streptophyta; Magnoliopsida; Poales; Poaceae. The transcript is spliced from 2 exons. Gene Ontology annotation, biological process: DNA integration. Bases 1 to 609 code for a protein of 202 amino acids. The record is from RefSeq and is a predicted model, not a curated record.